This is a messenger RNA of Besnoitia besnoiti, 2595 nucleotides long. Its product is annotated as ribonucleoside-diphosphate reductase large chain. Gene Ontology annotation, molecular function: ribonucleoside-diphosphate reductase activity, thioredoxin disulfide as acceptor; ATP binding. Bases 1 to 2595 code for a protein of 864 amino acids. Lineage: Eukaryota; Apicomplexa; Conoidasida; Eucoccidiorida; Sarcocystidae. Gene Ontology annotation, cellular component: ribonucleoside-diphosphate reductase complex. Gene Ontology annotation, biological process: deoxyribonucleotide biosynthetic process; DNA replication. The record is from RefSeq and is a predicted model, not a curated record. The transcript is spliced from 6 exons.
AUGCGACGCAUGUAUGUGGUGAACCGCCGCGGGGAAGAAGAGCCUGUUUCGUUUGACCAAAUUCUAAGGCGCGUUUCUCGGCUUGCCUUUGGGCUACAUCCGCUUGUCGACCCUGCAAGAGUCACCCAAGCAGUAGUCAAUGGCAUGUAUGCUGGAAUCAGGACUAGCGAGCUCGACGAGCUUGCCGCACAAACGACUGCAUACAUGGCCGCAUCUCACCCAGAUUUCUCCGUGCUGGCGGCCCGGAUAUCAAUUGACAAUUUGCACAAAGAUACUAGCGACAAGUUCUCUCAGGCUGCCCGUCAGUUACACUCAUAUAUCGAUAAGAGUGGAAAAGACGCGGAGCUGAUCAGUGAUGAAGUUUACGCGUUUAUCAUUGCGAACGAGGCAAAACUCAAUGCGGCCAUCGACUAUUCUCGGGAUUUCGAUUACGAUUAUUUCGGCUUCAAAACGAUAGAGAGAUCGUAUCUACUGCGAGUUCAUGGAAAGAUUGUAGAGCGGCCUCAGCACAUGCUCAUGCGGGUGGCAUGCGGCAUCCACUGUGGCGACGUCGAGGAGACGAUCACGACGUACGAGUUGAUGAGCAGACGGUUCUUCAUCCAUGCGACGCCCACGCUGUUCAACGCCGGCACGCCGCGCCCACAAAUGAGCAGCUGCUUCCUUCUCACAAUGCAGGAUGACUCGAUUGAUGGGAUUUUCUCCACUCUAAAGCAGUGUGCCCUCAUUUCUAAGACUGCCGGAGGCAUCGGACUCGCAGUCAGCGACAUCCGAGCAACCUACAGUUACAUUCGGGGCACGAACGGCUACUCAAACGGUCUGCUACCCAUGCUCAAAGUGUUCAACGACGCGGCGCGCUAUGUGGAUCAAGGAGGCGGAAAGCGGAAAGGCAGCCUUGCUAUCUACUUGGAGCCGUGGCAUUAUGAUGUUUUUGACUUCCUUGACAUCAAAAAGAACCACGGCAAGGAAGAGCGCCGCGCGCGUGACCUCUUUUGCGCGCUGUGGAUCCCUGAUCUCUUCAUGGAGCGCGUUAGCGAGAACGCGGACUGGACGCUGAUGUGCCCGAACGAGUGCCCCGGUCUGACGGAGGUCUGGGGUGACGAGUUCAAGAGGCUGUACGAAAAGUACGAACGCGAGGGCCGCGGCCGCAAGACGAUUCCGGCGCAGCAUCUCUGGUUCGCGAUUCUGCAGGCGCAGAUCGAGACAGGGACGCCGUACAUGCUCUACAAGGAUGCAUGCAAUCGCAAGAGCAAUCAGAAGAACCUCGGGACGAUCAAAUGCAGCAACCUGUGCACAGAAAUCGUCGAGUACACCAGCCCCGACGAGGUUGCUGUGUGCAACUUGGCUUCCAUUUCGCUUCCGAAGUUCGUCGAUCGCGAGACCCGGACUUUCAACUACGAGCACAUGAAGCAGAUCGUCAAGGUCAUGACGAGGAACCUGAAUCGCGUCAUCGACCGGAACUACUACCCCAUUCCCGAGGCGAGAAACAGCAACAUGCGCCACCGCCCCAUUGGUCUUGGUGUCCAGGGUCUGGCGGACGCGUUCAUGCUUCUCCGCUACCCCUUUGACUCUGCGGAAGCGCGAGAGCUCAACCGCAACAUCUUUGAGUGCAUCUACUACGCCGCCCUUGAGGCAAGUUGCGAACUGGCGGCUGCUGAAGGCCCGUACGAGACGUACGAGGGCUCGCCGGCGUCUGAGGGCUUGCUUCAGUUCGACAUGUGGGACGUGACGCCGUCGAGUGGACUCUGCGACUGGGCUUCGCUGCGCGAGAGGAUCAAGAAGCACGGUCUGCGCAACUCACUCCUGGUUUCCCCGAUGCCUACGGCUAGCACGUCGCAGAUUCUUGGAAACAACGAGGCAUUUGAGCCGUACACCUCGAACAUAUACUACCGCCGCGUGCUGAGUGGAGAGUUCUUCGUUGUGAACCCGCACUUGUUUCGCGAUUUGCUCGAGCGCGACCUGUGGACUGAGGAAGUCAAGCAGCAGCUUAUUGCGCACAAUGGAAGUGUGCAGAACAUGGAUAUCAUUCCCGAUGACUUGAAGGCCCUGUACAAGACUGUCUGGGAGAUCAAACAGCGCGUGAUUCUCGACUUGGCGAUCGACCGCUCGCCGUACAUCGAUCAGUCUCACUCGCUCAACAUCCACAUGGUGAACCCCACAUAUGCGAAACUGUCCACGAUGCACUUCUACGGCUGGAGAGGAGGCCUGAAGACCGGGCUGUACUACCUCCGCACGCAGGCUGCUGCCGAUGCUAUCAAGUUCACUGUAGCCUCUCAACUGCUCACGAGCGUGAAGUCAAACCAUCAGCGCCGCGAGGGGCUGGUUGCCUCCUCACUGGUUUCUUCACGUGGCUAUUCAGACCGUUUCCGAGAGCCACAACGCGCGCCAACGACCGAAAGCAGAACUCCUACGGUUCAGCCACCAGGCGGUUCUCAGCAGACAGACGAAUUCACGGGACACCAGGCGUCUGACCACCUGCAAGAAAACGAACGACAAAACCACACUCCGAGAAACAACAGCAUUGCAAGAAGCGUAUCAGCAGAAAGCGAAGAGCACAAUUCCUGCAAGAGUAGCGGGCCUCCGGUUGUCUGCUCGUAA